Messenger RNA from Physella acuta, 978 nucleotides. RefSeq lists its product as uncharacterized. Lineage: Eukaryota; Metazoa; Mollusca; Gastropoda; Physidae. The record is from RefSeq and is a predicted model, not a curated record.
CAUUUCAACGAGUGUAACGAAAUAAAAAGUUCUACCUGUGAAUGCCCAAGAGGAAAAAGCAGAUGCUCACACACAGCAGCACUAUAUCUGCACUGCAGAGACAAUAUAAGCAGAACAGAUGUGCCCUGCUUAUGGUCAAAAAGGAAGCCCUUAGAAUUGCAUGAAAACAAUGAGGAAUUGUUUCCUGUAAACAAGAAAUAUCGUCCCUGUGCUCGAGAAAUGAACAACAAAGACACUGAAUGGUUUGUAGACCAGCUAAUUAAAAAUGGUGAAGAAUCAACAACAUUGUGGGCGUUAUCCCCUGAACCACAAGAAGAAAAAUUAAAUAUUCCUAUUAUUGAUGACAUUUUAAAAGAAAAUGAAUUUAAAACAUCUUGUAAUAAACUUGCCUAUUUUAAAAGUAAACUAAUUUUGAAUCUUCAACAAAUAACACAAAUUUCACAAAUUACCAUAGGUCAAGGUAAAAAUGCUUUGUGGCAUACUAUAAGAAAAGGUAGGCUAACAGCAAGCAACUUUGGUUAUGUUCUAAAUGCAAAAAAAAUCACACCAUCACUAUUAGACAAAUUUCUUAAUGCUAAACAUUUAGAUGGUGUUAAGUCAAUAAUGUGGGGAUCAAACAACGAAUUGCAGGCCCUGAACAUUUUUGAAAAUAAAACUGGUCAUAAUGUAAAACAAUGCGGUAUUUUUUUACAUGAAAAUGGACUUUUAGGCGCCACACCUGAUGGAUUGAUAGAGGAAGAUUUUAUUGUUGAAAUAAAAUGCCCAUAUUCUAAGAGAAAUGAAUGUUUUGUUGAAUGUAUAAAGGACAAAAAAUUUUUCUUAGGCAUGAUUGAGGGCAAUAUACACCUAAAAAAAAAUCACAUUUACUAUCACCAAAUCCAAGGUGGCUUACAUAUAACAGGAAGAAAACAAUGUUAUUUAGUUGUAUGGACAUUGAAAGACAUGUUUAUUGAAUUAAUUAAUAAGGAUGAGGGAUGA